This is a messenger RNA of Rotaria sp. Silwood2, 384 nucleotides long. The record is from the annotation of a GenBank genome assembly. Lineage: Eukaryota; Metazoa; Rotifera; Eurotatoria; Philodinida; Philodinidae.
AUGUUUAAUUUUCAAAGAAUAUCAUUUUUUCAACGUUCAAUAUUCCUUCAAAUAAGUGCUCAUCGUUUUCGAUCUCGUUGUUACCAUCAAUUGAUGAUAAACAUUAUUAUUGAAACAAAACCUGUUUCAUUAGAUAAUCUUUCACCUGUCAUUCGUCAAAUUCUCUUCAAAGAUCCAUUAUGUGCUGUUCGAUGUUAUGAGAUAUUAUCAACAAAUGGAGAUGAAGAUGAUGUAGCUCAUCCAUCUAUUGUUGCAUUUCCAUUAGCUGAAAAUCAAUUUCAGAUUGAUCUAGGAACAGAAGAUAAAUCAAUGCCAAUUCAUGAAAGUGCUCGUUAUUUUGAUUGUGGUGUAUCACUUCAAUGUGUUGAUAGAACUGAACUGUAA